Macrosiphum euphorbiae (potato aphid) is the source of this 321-nucleotide messenger RNA. The record is from the annotation of a GenBank genome assembly. Lineage: Eukaryota; Metazoa; Arthropoda; Insecta; Hemiptera; Aphididae.
AUGCUUAAUGAACACAAUCAUGAAAAUAUUUCGGAAAAUAUCGUUAGUAGACAAAUAAUAAAUUCACGAAUUAAAAGAAAAUGUGAAAACAACUUAUUCACAAGGCCGAACAAAAUAAUUCGACAAGAACUACGUAGCACUGAAAAUGAUUUACAAACCGUCCAUUCUGAUAUCAAAUUAUGGAGAAAAAGUAUGUACGAUUUCCGUAAAAAAAAAUUACCAACAAUUCCAAAAUCACUGGAAGAAUCAAAAUUUCAAUUGUUUAACUUGCGCGAUACUCUUAAAACUAAUUUAGAUGAAUAUUUUUGCUACAUGGAAUAA